Propithecus coquereli (Coquerel's sifaka) is the source of this 2161-nucleotide messenger RNA. RefSeq names its product mitogen-activated protein kinase kinase 5 (gene MAP2K5). The transcript is spliced from 21 exons. The coding region runs from base 633 to 1871 and encodes 412 amino acids. Lineage: Eukaryota; Metazoa; Chordata; Mammalia; Primates; Indriidae. The record is from RefSeq and is a predicted model, not a curated record. Gene Ontology annotation, biological process: protein phosphorylation. Gene Ontology annotation, molecular function: ATP binding; protein kinase activity; protein binding.
UCCUCCUCCUCUCGCCGCUGCUGCCGCUGCCGCCGCCGUCACCGCCGGGACGCGCGGCCUGAGGCGGCCGGGGCUGAGCCUGCGCGCGCCGCUCCGUCUGUCUCCGCGUGGGGCGGAAGACUCGCCCCCUGACCCUCCCGCGGAGGGCCCCCUCGGCGUUCUAGUGGUCUGGAGGUCCCGGGGCUCCUUCCUAAUAGCCCGGGACUGAGUCUCCUCCAGUCGGGACCUUCUCCUCAUCCACUGAGGAGGGGUAGACUUCUGCCGCUGUAUCUCCCCCAAACCGGGUCCUUCCUCUGCCAUCUCUUCACACUUACACGGACGGCAGAGAGCUUCACCAUACUGUUUGAUUUCCUUUCCAACUCCAGAACCUUCUGACCUCCGCUAGUUCCUGCUGGCCCCUGCCCGCUUCCCAGUGCCCCCCGCCAGGAGACACCCUCAGACCCCAUACGCCCUGGGUCUGGCUUGGUACCUGCGGGCCCCUGCCUGAUCACUUCUUCUCUCUUCACCACACCCUCAUCCUGCAGUCCCCUGUUCUCCACCCCUCACUCCCUUUGUCACCUCUUGAAGUCCCUGCCUAACCCCGGGCCAGCCUUUAUCCCUCUACCCCAAGAUGUGAGCCCCUUUAACCUGUAAUGCUCUGGCUGACCCUUGGCCCCUUCCAUGCCAUGGAGAACCAGGUGCUGGUGAUUCGCAUCAAGAUUCCAAAUAGUGGCGCGGUGGACUGGACAGUGCACUCCGGGCCGCAGUUACUCUUCAGGGAUGUGCUGGAUGUGAUAGGCCAGGUUCUGCCUGAAGCAACAACCACAGCAUUUGAAUAUGAAGAUGAAGAUGGUGAUCGAAUUACAGUGAGAAGUGAUGAAGAAAUGAAGGCAAUGCUGUCAUAUUAUUAUUCCACAGUAAUGGAACAGCAAGUAAAUGGACAGUUAAUAGAGCCUCUGCAGAUAUUUCCAAGAGCCUGCAAGCCUCCUGGGGAACGGAACAUACAUGGCCUGAAGGUGAAUACCCGGGCUGGACCCUCUCAACACAGCAGCCCAGCAGUUUCAGAUUCACUUCCAAGCAAUAGCCUAAAGAAAUCUUCUGCUGAACUGAAAAAAAUAUUAGCCAAUGGCCAGAUGAAUGAACAAGACAUACGGUAUCGAGACACCCUUGGUCAUGGCAAUGGAGGCACAGUCUACAAAGCAUAUCAUGUCCCAAGUGGGAAAAUAUUAGCUGUAAAGGAAAUUUUGGAUGAACGUUUUCCCCAGUUAGCAAAGGUCAUUGGGGGAUCUUUGGAUGUAUAUAGGAAAAUUCCAGAACAUGUCCUUGGAAGAAUUGCAGUAGCAGUAAGGGGAGUGACUGCUUUGUGGCUUUUGGCAGUUCUUGGCUCUAAAAAUGUGAAGCCUUCCAAUAUGCUAGUAAACACAAGAGGACAAGUGAAGCUGUGUGAUUUUGGAGUUAGCACUCAGCUGGUGAAUUCUAUAGCCAAGACGUAUGUUGGAACAAAUGCUUAUAUGGCGCCUGAAAGAAUUUCAGGGGAGCAGUAUGGAAUCCAUUCUGAUGUCUGGAGCUUAGGAAUCUCUUUCAUGGAGCUUGCUCUUGGGAGGUUUCCAUAUCCUCAGAUUCAGAAAAACCAGGGAUCUUUAAUGCCUCUCCAGCUUCUGCAGUGCAUUGUUGAUGAGGAUUCGCCCGUCCUUCCGGUUGGAGAGUUCUCCGAGCCAUUUGUACAUUUCAUCACUCAGUGCAUGCGAAAACAGCCAAAAGAAAGGCCAGCACCUGAGGAAUUGAUGGGCCACCCCUUCAUCGUGCAGUUCAAUGACGGAAACGCCACCGUGGUGUCCAUGUGGGUGUGCCGGGCGCUGGAGGAGCGGCGGAGCCAGCAGGGGCCCGCAUGAGGCCUCAGCGCGUCGCUGAAAGUCCAGGACCGAGGGGAACAGCCCACCUGUUGCCCCCUCUCCAUUCGCUGCCUGCACCACAGCUUGCUGGGCCCGGCUUCCCUGCUGUCACCUUCGACUCUGCAGGCAGAUGGCCUGGCCGAGGGGGUGGCAGCCGCUCCAGGAGGCUCCGACGCUGGCAGGGUGGGCAAAGGGGCGAGGCGGCGAGAAUGGAAGCUCCUGUGGCCCCUGCCCUGUUUCCCUAACGUUAUUCCUUGUAAAGGUCAGACCCCACCAGCCUCACGGUGGGA